CUUCUUUCCUACACCUCACACGCCCAAGGCAUCAUGGCACCCGCCAAAGCGCCUGCGGGCCACUUUUCGAUCCUGUACUUUGCGGCAGCCUCCACCUUUACUGGCAAGACAAGCGAACAUCUUCCUGCACCCGUCAGAGCUCGCGAUGUCUUUGCUAUGCUGGAGGAGCGGUACCCGGAUAUUCGUAACAAGGUGCUGAGCAGCUGCGCGAUGACAAUCAACAUGGAGUACGUCGACGUUGGCGAAGAUGAUGCCGAGGACGCGAACAAGCAGAUCGUGGAAGGCGAUGAGGUCGCCAUUAUCCCACCUGUUAGCUCAGGAUGAGCUCAGCGGGAUGGUCUAUGUGCUUUAUAAUGUUAUGAACUCUAUCUACAGCUUUAAUAUAUUCAUUGCAGCUUUGA
This is a messenger RNA of Alternaria rosae, 401 nucleotides long. RefSeq names its product Molybdopterin synthase sulfur carrier subunit. Gene Ontology annotation, biological process: Mo-molybdopterin cofactor biosynthetic process. The transcript has 2 exons. The record is from RefSeq and is a predicted model, not a curated record. Gene Ontology annotation, cellular component: cytosol. Lineage: Eukaryota; Fungi; Ascomycota; Dothideomycetes; Pleosporales; Pleosporaceae. Bases 34 to 324 code for a protein of 96 amino acids.